CCAUGUAAUUAUAAAUGACCAUACUAGAAUGGACAUGAACCUUAUGAUUGAUGGGAUUAAGGUCAGCCAUUUUGGUCAGGGAGUUGGUCAGCCAGCGUAGUAAGAUAAUGUGUUAAAAGAAAUGAAGAAUUUAUCAACACUAGAUAGCCAGACAGUUUUAGAGGAAUGUUUCAAAUUAAAUGCCAAUAUGCCAACACUCCAUUCAAACAACACAGUCAAUCCACAGCCACACUGGCUGAAAUCAGUUGAUGAUACUGUAGGACUUAGACAAGUGGUAAAUGCAACAAGUUCUGAUAUUGCAUCAUAUCAUUGCAUUAACAGCUUUCUGAGAAAACCAAAAAUGUUGACAUUUUAUGGAUUGUUUACUUAUAAUUUAGAGGAUACUUAUACAGAAAAUUGGUAUAAAACCAGUAUAAACUAAAGUUAUAAUUACUAAUGGCACCCGUCCUUAUGGACUGUAUCAUCAUUUAAAUGAUUAAUUAGAUUUAAUGCAAUUCCCCCUCCUACAAAUCAAACAUGUGUUUAUAUGUUGAUCUUUUUGGUCUCUGGAUAUACCAAUAUUCUCAACUCCAGAGCAUUUAAACAACUCCCAUAGGCCUAUUUCCAUGGGAUCAUGUCACCUGCUUUCUCUUUAAAAUGUAUUGUUGGCCUACCAUGAACACACGUUAUGUUAUGUUAUAUAUACAGUGCCUUCAUUUUCAGAUCCCUUGACUUCUCCCACAUUUUGUUACGUUACAGCCUUACUCUAAACAUUCUUUAUCAAAUAAAAAAACUCAUCAAUCUACUGCACAUGACAAAGCUAAAACAGGUUUUUAGACAUUUUUGCAAGUUUAUUCAACAUAAAAAACUAAAAUAUACUUAACUAUUCAGACCUUUUGCUAUGAGACUUCAAAAUUAAGCUCAGAUGCAUCAUGUUUCCAUUGAUCAUCCUUGAGAUGUUUCUACAGCUUGAUUGGAGUCCACCUGUGGCAAAUUCAAUUGAUUGGACAUGAUUUAGAAAAGGCACACACCAGUCUAUAUAAAGUCCCACUGUUGAGAGCAAAAAACAAGCCAUGAGGUCGAGGGAAUUUGCCGUAGAGCUCCAAGACAGGAUUUUGUCGAGACACAGAUCUGGGGAAGGGUACCAAAAAAUGUCUGCAGCAUUGAAGGACCCCAAAAACACAGUGGCCUCCAUCAUUCUUAAAUGGAAGAAGUUUGGAACCACCAAGACUCUUCCUAGAGCUGGCCGCCCGGCCAAACUGAGCAAAAGGGGGAGGAGGGUCAAUUGGUCAGGGAGGUGACUAAGAACCCAAUGGUCGAUCUGACAGGAGUCCAGAGUUCCUCUGUGGAGAUGGGAGAACUUUCCAGAAGGACAACCAUUUCUGCAGCAUUCCACCAAUCAGGCAUUUAUGGUAGAGUGGACAGACGGAAGCCACUCCUCAGUAAAAUGCACAUGACAGCCUGCUUGGAGUUUGCCAAAAGGUUCUCUACAUUUUGAAAUGUUGUGUAGCCUAAUUCUAGAUGUUUUUCUCUUUCUACCCUCUCCAGCUAGGCUACUCCGACCCCCACAGGGACUAUACAGGGGCAGGGCAAACCAUUUUAUCCAGGAAUUAGGAUGUAACUGUAACUGUAACUGUAAAACCAAAUUAUAGUUUUAGCUGCCCCCAAAAUAGACAGUAUUGAGUGAAGUGACCAGACAGAAUUUGUAGCUGUCACAGAUGCAACCACAUCCAAGCAUGGACGAAGUAUGCCUACUUUCUACCUCUCCACUUUAUCUACCAGCUCACGUUUGUUUCCUAUGUUUUAGGCCUAGUGCUUGGGCUAUAUGACGCAUUAUAUUCCUUGCUAUAUUUGACAACAUUGUUUGAAAGGUGUUGAAGGUUAGUUUAUGAGUUGGGUAUAACAGGGCAGCGGGCGAUAAGAUAGUAUGUUGAAUAUUUUACGCAUGGGCCCGCCCUAGACUAUAAACCAGCAGCGCAGUUAAUACUUAGACCUAUGUGGAUUGCUGCAUGUUGUAAAAUGAAUAUGAGUAUUGUGAUGCAUAAUUGCCAUAGUACUUUGGAAUGUCCAGUCAAUGAGCAUUAUGAUUAAGGCCAACUAGUCAUUCUACAGAUCGAUGCUUGAUGACAGCAUCAUCUCUCGUAGUAACGGUGCCAUUUCAAAAACCGGGGAAAUAAUAAAACAACCAUAUGCUAAUAAUUGUUGUAACCCUUCCAAUUGUUAGUUGGAAGCGCUCGUUUUUAUUUCGUGCAGCCGAACGGACAAUAAGCAAGUAUGUGAGGAAUCUAAGGUCUCCCCCUUGCCAACUUUCUUAACGUCUCCCCUUUCUCCUCCUUGCCAACUCUCCUCUUGCGCCUAACGGUUUAAGAAUAUUGGUAUAUCCAGAAACCAAAAAGCUGAACAGAUAUACACAUGUUUUAUUUGGAGGAAGGGGGAAUUGCAUUGAAUCAAGUUCUUACGGGAGGUGUGAAGUCUAUAGACGACUGCCCUGUUCAGCCAAUGAUUCCUCUGUACCUGCUGGUGGGUGGGGUUGUUGGCAGUGUAAAGGUCACGCUGCUCCUGUACGACACCACCCACAUGAGGUCGCUCAUCUCCAAGUCGGUCGUUAUCGGCGACGACGAUCCCGACGAGUAUCCAUGGAGACAGAACGCAAACAAGUACUACGUGCACGUCAUCCUCAGCCUGUUCCUGUUCGUCUGGUUCCUCCUGGGGAACUACUGGGUGUUCUCUGUGUUCCUGCCUAACUUCAUCACACCCUUCCACCAGCCACAGGACUACUGCAGGAAGUCUCUGUACCUAUUUGCUGUGUUUGUGUUGACGCUCAGCCACACCGUGCUGCUCCUGCUACUCUGCUGUGGGGUCUGUGUACACGUCUGCUCUCAGACCAGCACCAGGGACGACUACGGGGAUAGUGAUGAAGACUGAGUGACUGACUGGCUGGCUGGAUGACUGACUCAGAGAAGCAUACAGAUGUUGGAUUUUAAUUUGAUCAUCCUGUUUUUGCAGGAAUGCUCCCGCGUAGCAGGAAAUACAAGCUUGUAGUGUAUCUGAGGUUUAAAAGGGCUUCUGAAAUUUGUAAUUUCCACUUUGAAAUUUCAGACUUGAUUUUCCCUUACAAAAAUUGUACUGUAUCAAACCCUACAAAAAUGUCCAUUAAUUAUAAUUCAUAUAAUAAUUUACAUUUCCUGUUGCCCUUAUAAUUAUUUUCCUGCUGUAGCAAACUGUCUCAAAUAAAGAUCCUACAUCUGUACAGAAAGAUUGUAGAGCACUGGGGCAUUGCAGUUGGAUGGUUCUGUAGUUAGUAGAACAGUGGAGCAUUGCAGUUUGAUGGUUCUGUAGUUAGUAGAACAGUGGAGCAUUGCAGUUAGAUGGUUCUGUAGUUAGUAGAACAGUGGAGCAUUGCAGUUUGAUGGUUCUGUAGUUAGUAGAACAGUGGAGCAUUGGAGUUUGAUGGUUCUGUAGUUAGAAGAGCAGAGCGACAGAUGAGGUUGGGUGUGUAACGUUGGGGAGAUAUGAGCGCAGGGAAAGACUCAUCUUAGCAUAACUAACAGAAGUUCUCGUCCUCUAGAUGUGACCUAGACAGUUGCACUAGGAAAGAAGAGUCAUUCUGGUGGCAGCUCCCAAACAAAUCUGUGAAAUCUACAUGUAUCAUAUGUAACCACACAGGUGGGCCUAGGAGCCUGUUGUUAACUUGACUGCAUCAUGUGGGUGUUUUUGUGCAAUGUAAUUGUCUUUUUAGAUAUUAAAUUACACAAAUGAAACAUGUGCUACAAUUCUACAACUGUUUCAUGUACUUUGUAGGGUCUGAAAUGAAUUUACAAGGCACGUUUUAUAUACAGUUCCAGAUCAACAUUUGAUCAUCACAGAUGUCAGCAUGUACAGUAUAUUGUUUUACUCAAUGUAGGAUUUUAGCACUAAUAUUUAUUAAUUCAUGUUUGCACUUAAUAUAGUAUUUUAAAUCAUUUUGUUUGUCAGGAGGCAAUGUGCACUGUUACAUUAGGCUCUUGACUUGUGGAAGAUCAUUUUUGAACGCCGCCAAUCUAACAGUACAGCAAUACUACUGCACCAUCUAGUGGUCAAAUUAAGUACUAAAAAGCGUAAUCUCACGACAGUUUAUUUUUUUAAUGUAAUUAUAAUCUUUAGUGGGUGUGAUGAAUAAUCUCUCAAUUGAAUUGGUGUUCAUUUUUUAUCAUAAGGACAUUUGAAUGCAAAUAAAUAAUGCCUUUU
Messenger RNA from Oncorhynchus masou masou (cherry salmon), 4206 nucleotides. RefSeq names its product transmembrane protein 272-like. The transcript is spliced from 3 exons. Bases 2392 to 2904 code for a protein of 170 amino acids. The record is from RefSeq and is a predicted model, not a curated record. Lineage: Eukaryota; Metazoa; Chordata; Actinopteri; Salmoniformes; Salmonidae.